AAGUAUAUAAUACUUAUAAAAAUGAACACAUGCUCAGACUUGUGGUCGCUGUUGCUCUGUAGCCAUGGCAACGUGAACAAUUCAGUUCUCACUUUUGACACAAACUGUGACUUUUCCUACUGAGGAACUUCAAAUUAAAGUGUUUUACGUUUGAUUUUCCGAUUUUAAAUAAUGAUCGAACAGAGCAGCUCUCUGCUGAAGUACGACAAACCAGUUCUGGUCAACAGAAGUCCAGGCACAAAAUCACCGAAGGGCCGGUCAUUGAGAGUGAGCUACCAGCAGUCUCUGGACUCAAACCCUGUUCCUCCGCCUCCUAAACUCAAGUCUGACCCCAGUGAGAGCAGCAGACAGGAGAACGACAACAUCCUCAACAGUAUUUUACCACCAAGGGUGUGGACCAAGGAGAACCAAACCUGGGUGCAGCAGGUCUCCAACGCCCCCUGUACCAGAAUCGAUGUAGUGCGUCUGGAGGAACUCCUGGACAGAAAGCUGCAGGAGGAGCAGGCCAGAGAAACGGGCAUCUGCCCCGUGCGCCGAGAGCUCUACUCCCAGUGCUUCGAUGAGCUCAUCCGACAGGUGACCAUCAACUGCGCGGAGAGGGGUCUGCUGCUGCUGAGGGUCCGAGACGAGAUUCACAUGACGAUCGCCGCCUACCAGACGCUGUACGAAAGCAGCGUGGCGUUCGGGAUGAGGAAAGCUCUGCAGGCCGAGGAGAGAAAAGCUGACGUGGAGAGAAGCAUCCCAGAUCUGCUGAAUGAGAUCGAAGACCUGAAGAAACAGGUGAGUGAACAGAAGGUCAGGUGUGAGGCCACGGAGAAGAACGAAAACAACAAACGACAGACGGAGGAGAAGAGACAUUUGGAGGAAAUACAGUUCCUGAAGUUCACCAACCAGGAGCUCAAGACACAACUGGAAUUGAUCAUCACACAACAGAAGUGAUCGAUACACGAGUCAUCUGUAUUUAUUUGAGCUGAAAACAUGAAAAAAUAAAGAAAAAUCAAGAUGUUA
Messenger RNA from Cynoglossus semilaevis (tongue sole), 1008 nucleotides. It is a transcript of the gene dnali1, whose product is annotated as dynein, axonemal, light intermediate chain 1. The record is from RefSeq and is a predicted model, not a curated record. Gene Ontology annotation, cellular component: ciliary base; axoneme. Bases 172 to 939 code for a protein of 255 amino acids. The transcript has 6 exons. Lineage: Eukaryota; Metazoa; Chordata; Actinopteri; Pleuronectiformes; Cynoglossidae. Gene Ontology annotation, molecular function: dynein heavy chain binding.